GUAAAGCCACGUUAAAAAGUAUGGUUCCGGCCAGGCUGCGGAGGCUCUACCCGGCUAGGAAAGUGUUUCUGGGGCUGUCUGUUCAAGUAUGUUGCAUGCCUCGUGAGGCCAAAGCUCGUUUUGUUUUGCUGUACGGCUCUCAGAAGGGUCAAGCUCAGUCCAUAGCCGAGGGCGUCGCCGAGGAGGCUGAGGAGCGCGGGCUGGUGGCAGACCUCUGCUGCCUGGACCAGAGCGAGAAGUACAACUUGGAGACGGAGAGGGCCCCAGUAGUCUUUGUGGUGUCCACCACUGGAGACGGGGAACCUCCGGACAAUACCCUACGGUUUGUGAAGAGCAUCAAGGAGAGGACCCUCUCCCCUGACCACUAUAAACACCUUUUAUAUGCACUUUUAGCUUUAGGAGACACAAAUUAUGCAAAUUUCUGCAACUGCGGGAAGACAAUCGAACGCCGCCUUCAGCAACUCGGAGCCAAACAGUUCUACCCGACGGGGUAUGCUGACGACGGCGUAGGGUUGGAGCUUGUUAUCGACCCUUGGCUCGAAGGACUGUGGAACGCCAUUAAAGACGCCUUAUCAAAAAUGGCUUCUGAUGGAAAUAGAGACGAUGCUGCCAGGGAAAUCCCUGACCCGUCCUUACCGGACGUCCAGUUAAACCUCUUGAGCAUCGGUGAUAAACAGAACCGCGAGCCAGACUCUGAAUAUGCACCUCCUUCGGUCGUUUCUGAUGCCAGGCCAGCUUCGUCUGCUGUGAGCGCUGGUUUAACGUCCCGGCCUACCUCCGCCGUCUCCACGUCGACACCGAAAACUCAGACCCGCGGCGAAGGAGCCGCCCACGUUUCCUUGGCAGCCUCUCUGAGGAGCUCCCUGCCGCCGCUUUCCGAGUCCUCACUGAACGUCCCCGCUCUACCUCCACCAUACCUAGAUGUUACUUUUCAGGAAACGGACGCUGUGGAACAGGCUUUUGAACCAUCAAGCAAGGAGACUCUUUAUCAGGUGCCCAUCUCCAAGGCGGUUCAGCUGAGCAAAGGAGAUUCGGUGAAGACAGCCCUUCUGCUGGAACUGGACAUUUCUGGUUGCCCAUCCCUGACCUAUCAGCCUGGAGAUGCUUUUGACGUGUUCUGCCCAAACAGGGCAGAAGAGGUGGACCAGCUGCUCCACAGACUCGGCCUUCAGGACCAAAGGAACCAUCGCGUUCAGAUCACCCUAAGAGAGGAUACAAAGAAAAAAGGCGCUCAGGUGCCGCCGCACAUCCCCCAGAACGUCCCGCUGCUGUUCCUGCUCACUUGGUGCCUUGAGAUCAGGAGCGUUCCUAAGAAGGCUUUCCUGCGGGCGCUGGUGGAGCACACGUCAGACAGCGGCCAGAGGAGGAGACUGCAGGAGCUCUGCAGCAAGCAAGGCGCCUCGGACUACAGCCUCUAUGUGCGAGAGCCGAGCCUCAGCGUGUCGGAGCUCCUCGCGGCGUUCCCGUCCUGCUCGCCUCCUCUCAGCCUCCUCAUAGAGCUUUUGCCGAAACUGCAGCCCAGGCCUUAUUCAGCAGCAAGUUCCCGUCUCAGGCAUCCGGAAAAGCUGCGUUUCGUCUUCAGUGUGGUUGACUUCCCGGCGUGCUCCGGGAGGCCCGCGGGCCGCCGAGGCUUGUGCACCGGCUGGCUCUGUGACCUCGUCAAUCCUGGCCUGGCUCUCCCCGUGAAGGCCGAAUCUCCCGGCAGCCCGGCUCCACCAAAGAUUCAUGUGAGUUUGAGACCGAACUGCUCCUUUCGACUUCCUCCGGACCCAUCAGUGCCCUUUAUUAUGAUUGGACCCGGAACAGGAGUGGCUCCGUUUAUAGGCUUCCUUCAGCAAAGAGAGGAGGAGAGGACGGAAAAGCCCGAGGCCGAGUUUGGCGAGACCUGGCUGUUCUUCGGUUGUCGCUACAGGGAUAGAGACUACCUGUUCAGAGAGGAACUGGAGCACUUUGUGUCCAGCGGCACCCUGAACCACCUGAAAGUGUGUUUUUCCAGAGAAGACAGGAAGGAUGAGCAGGAACCUCCCUCAGCAGCACAACCCAGAUAUGUCCAACACAAUCUGUUGCUCUGCCGCCAACAAGUCAGCGACAUCCUGCUCAGACAGAACGGCUACAUCUAUGUCUGCGGGGAUGCUAAGAACAUGGCCAAAGAGGUGAAUGAGACCCUGGUGGAGAUGAUUAAAACGGAGCUUCAGGUGGACCAACUGGAGGCCAUGAAGACACUGGCUGGGCUUCGAGACGAGAAGCGCUACUUACAGGACAUCUGGGCCUGACUGUAGAUGACCAGAUAAGAGAUUUUUGCGGCAUCUGCUGGACUUGAAAGAAGAAAAAAAAGGAAGGUUAAAGAUAUAUAUUUAGCCUUCUCAGCUGUAACCUCUUGAUCCAUAAAAUUGUUGGUGCAGACGCCUGAAGGCAGUUUUUGCGCCAGCCAAUGUCACUAAGAUGGAGCGACCCAUGUGACCUGUGGAUAUCAGUUCAGUCCACCUUCCUUGCCUUUGCUGUUUAAACAGAGCUGACCUUGGUCAGUGCAGCAGUGCUGGAGAUUAGCCCUGCGGUGUGAAAAAAAAAAAAAAAAGGCUUUUAGUGUAGACACGACUCCUCGGUUUGUCCUCUCUGAUGAAAAGGCAUUUAUUACUGUCGGCCUUAAUGGAGUGACUUUGAUGAGACUUGAGAGCGGGAUACUUUUCCCACCUUGACAGCACAUCAAUCUGUAAUUUUUUUAAACCGCGCGCACACAAAUAAAAAACGAUUGUCAUUCAGGGAA
Fundulus heteroclitus (mummichog) is the source of this 2764-nucleotide messenger RNA. RefSeq names its product 5-methyltetrahydrofolate-homocysteine methyltransferase reductase (gene mtrr). The transcript has 16 exons. Gene Ontology annotation, molecular function: flavin adenine dinucleotide binding; [methionine synthase] reductase (NADPH) activity; FMN binding. Gene Ontology annotation, cellular component: cytosol. Gene Ontology annotation, biological process: homocysteine metabolic process. Lineage: Eukaryota; Metazoa; Chordata; Actinopteri; Cyprinodontiformes; Fundulidae. The coding region runs from base 21 to 2273 and encodes 750 amino acids. The record is from RefSeq and is a predicted model, not a curated record.